CACAGUUCCUACAAGUUAUCAAUCAUGGGUUGUCACCUGAUCUCCAGAAAAGGUUUUUGCAUGAGAUGGACUUAUUCUUCAAGACACCGGAAAGUGUACGGAAUGCUAUUCGCCGUCGCAGAGACAACUUUAGAGGUUACUUUGAUGACGAGUUCACAAAGAAGAAAAUCGACCACAAAAGGUGUUUUGACUUCGGUCCCGAGAAUACCACCACGGAUGUGUGCAGCGAUUUUGAUCAAGAAAACCAGUGGCCAGACCAGGAGAUGGUACCGCACUUUAAAAGCACCAUGAAAGAGUACUACGCUGAGAUGAGGCGAGUAUCUCUGAUCAUCAUCGACGCUUUGGUGAGUGCUAUGGGUAUGGAUACAGCAGAUUUCAGAGAGGCCGUUGGUGUGGACACAGACUCGUCUUUCCUUCGAUUGAAUUACUACCCACUCGCUCCUACAGACCAUACCAUUGGCGUGCACGAGCACAACGACGCCGGAUUGGUGACGCUUUUGUAUCAGGAUCAAGUGGGAGGUCUGCAGGUUCGACUCAACGAUGAAUGGGCCGAAAUACCCCCCAUCGCCGAUGCGCUUGUGCUCAACAUAGGUGACAUGAUGCAAAUCUUCACCAACGGACGGGUCAAGGCACCGUUACAUCGGGUCGUUGCGUCCAACACGAGCGAUCGAUUCUCGGCGCCGUAUUUCUUCAAUCCGUCGUAUACUUCCGAGUGCAGGCCACUCAAGCAGAUGUUCAGAGAAGGGGAGACCGACAAGUACGCGCCCAUCAACUGGGUGCACUUCAGGCGUCGGCGGGUGCUGGGCGAUAUGAUCAUAGAGGUAGAGCCUGAAGUACAGGUGACUGACUAUGAGACCGCAUAAUUGGCCCAGUGAUUCCAUUGGCGUUGUGUGCUGUGUAUAUCACGGGUCAAUGGGUCUGUGGAGCCGUUGACUGACUGCCAACCCAACGCGUGUGGUGUAGCCAGUAUUCAACUAUUAGGGCGGCUGCAUGCGGUCUGGUUCCCAUCAAACGCGGCUAUGGUGCAAGGUUGGGUAUGCCAAACAGCUACCCCCGGUGGGAUAUAUGUAUGAGUACGCCAUUUGCAAGCAGAGGCUGUGCACUGUAUGUAGUCCAAUUCGCACACAAUGUCUGGAUUAGAUUAUCUGGGGUCUCUAUGGUUUCGUAAAGCAAGCUAUAUUUAGAAGUGAUUAGUUGUCGCCAGUAUUGAUUGGUCUUUGCUACGUAGGUUCAUAGUAUGAGAAUACAAGAGCAAUUGAGGAGGUAAUGCACGAUGUGGAGGGAUCUUUAACAAAUAAACAUUGUUUAAGCCUUCGGUCGCGUGGUAUUGUUGCAGCGGAUUGUUUUGUACCGAACUCUUGGCACGUGACAUUUGGGACUCUUCUAGAUGGUGAGGAGUUGAGUUUCAUCUUAAUUGUAGGGUGGACGGGCUGAGGGCUUGGUGUCAACUGCAACACAUCACAUCACUAGGAACGAUUGGUUAGUACAGGAAAGUGAUAUAGGGAAUAAAACAGUCUCAAUACACAAG
Messenger RNA from Sphaeroforma arctica JP610, 1528 nucleotides. RefSeq lists its product as hypothetical. Gene Ontology annotation, molecular function: dioxygenase activity. The transcript is spliced from 4 exons. The record is from RefSeq and is a predicted model, not a curated record. Lineage: Eukaryota; Ichthyosporea; Ichthyophonida. Bases 66 to 863 code for a protein of 265 amino acids.